AUGGAGGGAGAUCCCACCCUGUGCCUCCGUGUCUUUGACCUCAACUGCUGGGCUAUCCGCUACCUGAGCAAGCGGCGGCAGGAGCGUGUUCGGCUCAUCGGGGACAUGCUGCGCCGGGAGAGCUUUGACCUGGUGCUUCUCCAGGAGGUGUGGAGUGAGCAGGACUACAGCGACUUGAAGGCGAAACUAAGAGGCUGUUACCCCUUCUCCCAUUACUUCCGCAGCGGUGUGAUUGGCAGUGGCCUCUGCGUCUUCUCCAGGUUCCCCAUCCUGGACACUCUCCUCUACCAGUACUCACUGAACGGGUACCCCUACAUGCUCCAGCAUGGGGACUGGUUCUGUGGCAAGUCUGUUGGCCUCAUCAUCAUUAAGAUCUCAGGGAUCGUCUUCAACGUCUAUGUCACUCACCUGCAUGCCGAGUACUGCCGGGAGAAGGAUGCCUACCUGCCCCACCGCCUGGUGCAGGCCUGGGAGCUCGCACAGUUCAUCCGGCACACCUCGAAGGCAGCUGACGUGGUGCUGCUGGGAGGGGAUCUGAACAUGCACCCUGAAGAUGUAGGCAUACGGCUGCUGUGUGGCUGGACGGGGCUGCGGGAUGCCUUCAGUGAGGCCAUCCGCUUUGAGGGCUGUGAGGAUGGCUGCACCCUCGUCCCCAGCAACUGCUUCACUGACAAAUCAGAGCUGCUACCCUUCCCGCUGGGCAUCCGCAUUGACUACAUCCUCUACAAGGCCAUUUCCACCUUCACGGUGAAGUGUGAAGAGCUGAAGACCACGGCAGCCCCAGGCCUGGACAUCCCCUUCUCGGACCAUGAAGCUGUGAUGGCAACACUGCACAUCCAGAGGCAGGGACAGGCUGCAAGUGCCACCUUUGGCACAACGG
This is a messenger RNA of Acanthisitta chloris (rifleman), 880 nucleotides long. It is a transcript of the gene SMPD2, whose product is annotated as sphingomyelin phosphodiesterase 2, neutral membrane (neutral sphingomyelinase). Gene Ontology annotation, cellular component: cytoplasm. Gene Ontology annotation, molecular function: sphingomyelin phosphodiesterase activity. The record is from RefSeq and is a predicted model, not a curated record. NCBI's taxonomy places the organism in Eukaryota, Metazoa, Chordata, Aves, Passeriformes, Acanthisittidae.